GCGGCGUUUGAAAGCGCCGGCGGGGGCGGGGGCACCAACGGCUCGGCGGGGCGCUGAGGCGAGGGGCGGACCGGGGGCGGACCGGGCCCGCUGGCAUGGCGCACAAGCAGAUCUACUACUCGGACAAGUACGACGACGAGGAGUUUGAGUACCGGCACGUCAUGCUGCCCAAGGACAUCGCCAAGCUGGUGCCGAAGACCCACCUGCUGUCGGAGGCGGAGUGGCGGAACCUGGGGGUGCAGCAGAGCCAGGGCUGGGUCCACUACAUGAUCCACGAGCCAGAGCCCCACAUCCUGCUCUUCCGCCGGCCGCUACCCAAGAAGCCGGAGAAGUGAGGGGCCCGCGGCCUGCUGAAGCCCCCGGCCCGCCCGAGCUGAGACAGUGCCUUCCUCCUCCUCGGCGUUCCUGGGGGGCUUUGCCCUGUGCCGGCUGGCGCCCGUGACCCUUGGUGCAGUCUGGGCCCCGCCGCGGUGGCGCGGCCCCGGUACCGGGAGGCCCUUUCCGCCGCGAGGCCUGAGAGCGAUCCGGGGCUUUAAUAAAUGGAUGUUCGGGA
Phalacrocorax carbo (great cormorant) is the source of this 553-nucleotide messenger RNA. Lineage: Eukaryota; Metazoa; Chordata; Aves; Suliformes; Phalacrocoracidae. The record is from RefSeq and is a predicted model, not a curated record.